This is a messenger RNA of Aspergillus campestris IBT 28561, 1638 nucleotides long. RefSeq names its product aldose epimerase family protein. The coding region runs from base 285 to 1505 and encodes 406 amino acids. Lineage: Eukaryota; Fungi; Ascomycota; Eurotiomycetes; Eurotiales; Aspergillaceae. Gene Ontology annotation, molecular function: carbohydrate binding; aldose 1-epimerase activity. The transcript has a single exon. The record is from RefSeq and is a predicted model, not a curated record. Gene Ontology annotation, biological process: beta-D-galactose catabolic process via UDP-galactose, Leloir pathway; glucose metabolic process.
UUUCCAGCAAAAGUGAUCUGGAAUCCUUAGGUCCCAUUCAUUUGUUCCUGUACCCGUUUCCCCACUUUGAGGUCAGGUGCAAAUGAUGAGGUAGUAGGCCGUGCCAGCCUACUCCAAACACUAUAUAAAUAAAUAGAAUGGGCCGCUCCUCCACACUCAAUCAGGGAUCCCCCCAGUAUCUUGGUUGCUUCCGCUAUCUGGUCUGCCCUCGUCGCAUCACUCCCCGGGUUUUGGCCAUCUACUGUCUCCUUUUUCUCUCUGUCAUCUCUCUCUUGGGUGCUAGGAUGCAUCUCAAAUCCUAUCUGUCCGCAGCCCUGUAUGGCUUGCCGGCGCUGGCUCAGCCCUCCACCGCGCCGACCGACUCGUCGGCGGUGGAUCCCUUCAAGGUGUACACCAUCAAGGCCGAGAAUAUCACCGCCAAGUUCAUCCCCUACGGUGCCCGUCUGACCUCGGUGCUCGUGCCCGAUCGCAAUGGCAAGGAACAGGACGUCGCUCUCGGCUAUGAUGAUCCCGAAGACUACGUCAAGGAUACCAACGGGGACCACACUUACUUCGGUGCUGUAGUCGGCCGGUAUGCCAACCGCAUCAAGAAUGGUACUUUCACUAUCGGCGACACUGAGUACGAGGUUCCCAAAAAUGAAAACGACGGACUUGAUACCCUGCACGGGGGUAACAUUGGUUACGAUGAGCGCAACUGGACCGUCACCGCGCAAUCGGAGUCCUCGGUGACAUUCACCCUGCUCGACCAGGGGUUCCAGGACUUCCCUGGCGAUGUGAUCACCCACGCCGUGUACAGUGUGGACACCGCGGUCACCCCGGACAACCCGGACGGUCUCCCCCAGUUGACCACCAAGCUGAUCUCCGUGGCCUUGACCGAGUCCACGCCCAUCAUGAUGUCCAACCACAUCUACUGGAACCUCAACGGAUUCAAAGAGAAGAAUGUCCUGGAAGACACCUUCCUCCAGAUGCCUCUCUCGACGCGCCUUGUCGCCACAGACGGCAUCCUGAUCCCCAAUGGCACGCUUCUGGGAGUUGAUUCCUACGACGGUGCCGCGGACUUUACCACCGGGAAGUUGGUCGGCCAAGACGUCGAAAAAGCUGUCGGGCUGUGCGGCACCGACUGCACGGGCUACGACAACUGCUGGAUCGUGGAUCGGCCUCCCCAGCAGGCGGGUCCCACUUCGUUGGUCCCCGUUCUCUUCAUGAACUCCAGCACCACCGGCAUCAGCCUGGAGGUGGCCACCAACCAGCAGGCAGUCCAGAUCUACUCCUGCGUGGGACAGAAAGGCAACAUCGCGAUCAAACCGUCCCAGGCCAAGCGCAAUAAGGAGGAAGGGAUCGAUGGCGCCACGGCGGUCAACAAGUUCGGCUGUGUCGUCAUUGAGCCGGAGGGAUGGAUUGACGGGAUCAACAACCCCGAAUGGGGCCAGCUGUCCGACCAGAUCUAUUCCCCUGCGGGCGCCCCGGCUAUUAAUUGGGCUACCUACAAGUUUGGUACCGUUUAGGCUUUUGAAAGAUUCCGCGAUGAUCGACCAAUCUAUUGAUUGGAUUUAAUUACUUUCGACAUGUCAGCUGUUCCUGCAUGUCCACAGUCCAGGUACAUAAUUAGUACUAAUGCCACUCUCAUUUGGUUUCUUC